Messenger RNA from Vicia faba (fava bean), 1170 nucleotides. The record is from the annotation of a GenBank genome assembly. NCBI's taxonomy places the organism in Eukaryota, Viridiplantae, Streptophyta, Magnoliopsida, Fabales, Fabaceae.
AUGGUGAGUGUUGAUGAGAUCCGUCAGGCACAACGAGCUCAAGGCCCCGCCACCGUGUUGGCAAUUGGAACUGCAAAUCCUCCCAAUUGCGUCGAUCAGAGUACCUACCCCGAUUACUACUUUCGUGUUACCAACAGCGAGGACAAGACGGAACUCAAGCAAAAAUUCAUGCGCAUGUGUGAAAAGUCAAUGAUUAAGAAGCGAUACAUGUAUUUGACAGAGGAAAUUUUGAAGGAAAAUCCGAAUGUUUGUGCUUAUAUGGCACCAUCAUUGGAUGCAAGACAAGACAUGGUGGUUGUAGAGGUACCAAGGUUGGGAAAAGAAGCUGCAACAAAAGCUAUUAAGGAAUGGGGUCAACCAAAGUCCAAGAUCACUCACCUCAUCUUUUGCACUACUAGUGGUGUGGAUAUGCCCGGUGCUGAUUAUCAGCUUACAAAACUGCUUGGCCUCCGUCCUUCGGUGAAGCGUUAUAUGAUGUACCAACAAGGGUGUUUUGCUGGUGGAACGGUUCUUCGUUUGGCAAAAGAUUUGGCUGAGAAUAAUAAAGGCGCUCGCGUGCUUGUGGUUUGUUCUGAGAUCACUGCAGUUACGUUUCGUGGUCCUAGUGAAACACAUCUUGAUAGCCUUGUGGGACAGGCCUUGUUUGGAGAUGGUGCUGCUGCUGUGAUUGUUGGUUCGGAUCCGUUACCAGAUGUUGAGAGACCUUUGUUUGAGUUGGUGUGGACUGCACAAACAAUUCUUCCGGAUAGCGAAGGAGCUAUCGAUGGUCAUCUUCGCGAGGUUGGGCUAACAUUUCAUCUUUUGAAAGAUGUCCCUGGACUCAUCUCGAAGAAUAUUGAAAAGGCCUUAGCUGAAGCCUUUAAGCCUUUAGGUAUAUCUGAUUAUAACUCGAUCUUUUGGAUAGCCCACCCCGGUGGACCAGCGAUUCUCGACCAAGUCGAGGACAAGUUAGGCUUAAAGCCUGAAAAAUUGGCAGCCACUCGACAUGUGCUAAGUGAGUACGGAAACAUGUCAAGUGCGUGUGUGUUAUUCAUUUUAGAUGAGAUGAGGAAGAAGUCGAAAGAAAAUGGAGUCGACACAACUGGUGAAGGGCUUGAGUGGGGCGUGUUGUUUGGUUUUGGUCCAGGACUCACCGUUGAGACUGUUGUGCUACGAAGUGUUGCUCUUUGA